Messenger RNA from Penicillium brevicompactum, 777 nucleotides. Its product is annotated as S-adenosylmethionine-dependent methyltransferase. Gene Ontology annotation, cellular component: eRF1 methyltransferase complex. The record is from RefSeq and is a predicted model, not a curated record. Gene Ontology annotation, molecular function: protein methyltransferase activity; S-adenosylmethionine-dependent methyltransferase activity; nucleic acid binding. Bases 1 to 777 code for a protein of 258 amino acids. The transcript has a single exon. NCBI's taxonomy places the organism in Eukaryota, Fungi, Ascomycota, Eurotiomycetes, Eurotiales, Aspergillaceae. Gene Ontology annotation, biological process: methylation.
AUGCUUCCCACGCCAGACACCUCACACGUGUCUUUUGACACUAUUUAUGAGCCAUCGGAAGAUUCAUAUCUCUUCUUAGAUACACUGGCAUCAGAAUCAGAAUCCAAAUGGCUCUCUGAAAGAUUUCCCUCAAACCAGAGCACAUCGCCUUUAGUUGUUGAAGUAGGAACAGGCUCUGGCGUGGUCCUUGCCUUCACAGCUGCACAGUCUCAGCAAAUUUUCGGCCGGCGCGAUAUCUUGACGCUAGGCACAGAUGUGAAUCGAAAUGCCUGCAUCGCCACGCGGCAGACUGCAACGACGGCCAUUAAAGCAGAGCAGCAGCCAUCUCCUCAAUCGAUUCACAUAUCCUCAUUGACAGCUGAUCUAUGUGCACCUCUACGACCUGGCAGCGUCGAUGUUCUUCUUUUCAACCCACCUUAUGUUCCUACUGAGGAUCUUCCGCGCCUGCCCUCUGCAGUGGAAAAUGAUCCCGCUACCGUGGAGGCCAUGACUCGCUCUGAUAGAUUUGAUAAUGACUCUUACUUUCUGUCAUUGACCUAUGCGGGUGGUACAGAUGGUAUGGAGACCACAGACCGAUUGCUCGACGCCAUCCCUGGCGUACUUUCGGUGCGUGGUGUCGCAUAUGUUCUGCUGUGCAAGCAAAAUAAACCCGAUGAGGUCAAGGAUCGCGUUCGUGCCUGGGAUGGCUGGCAGGCUGAGACUGUUGGAUCCAGUGGAAUGCAAGCUGGGUGGGAGAAAUUGGUCAUCGUGAGAAUCUGGAAGGAAGAGCGCUCAUGA